AUGUCUUCGAAUUCCUUGAAGCUCAUCUUCCUUUGUAUCCUUGUAACCUUCUUCAAUAUCGAGACUAGUAAAGCAGAGGUUGCUACCGUUCUUGCCGCAUUUUGCCGUGACGAUAGAAGCAGUGACAACAGCCCCUAUCAGAUGAACCUGAGGACCCUCCUCUCUUCCUUAUCUUCCAAAGCCAGCGACAAAGGAUUCUACAACGACACAGUGCUUGCCACGAACUCCUCUGACACGGUGUAUGGUCUUUUCAUGUGCAGGGGUGAUGUACUCUCUCACGGCUGCAAGGACUGUGUCGCAAGCGCAACCGAGACUCUAUAUUCAAACUGUAACAUGUCCAAAUAUGGUGUGAUGUGGUACGAAGCGUGCAUGGUACGGUAUUCAAACGUCUCUUUCUUUUCCACGGUGGGCCUAUCUCCCAAAUUCUACGGGAGCAACAUAGCCAUAUCUCCUCCACCUCAACAAGCAGAUUCAUGA
Messenger RNA from Sphenostylis stenocarpa, 477 nucleotides. NCBI's taxonomy places the organism in Eukaryota, Viridiplantae, Streptophyta, Magnoliopsida, Fabales, Fabaceae. The record is from the annotation of a GenBank genome assembly.